This is a messenger RNA of Blepharisma stoltei, 1056 nucleotides long. NCBI's taxonomy places the organism in Eukaryota, Ciliophora, Heterotrichea, Heterotrichida, Blepharismidae. The record is from the annotation of a GenBank genome assembly.
AUGGAGAGUUAUUUUUUUUUUAAAAAAAAAAUAUUUUUUAAUUAUUUUUUAUUUUUUAAUAAUAUUUAAACCCAAAUGGAUAGUUCGACAAGCAACAGGAUUUGGAACUCAGUUAUGCUUUCAGCUGAAGAAGUCAACGUCUACCGUUUCGACGAAGACGCCAACGACCGUUUACUCGACCAGCACCCUUGGACUUCUGAUGAGCGCUAUUUCACAAAAGUCCGUAUUUCUGCUGUAGCCCUAAUCAAGAUGGUCAUGCAUGCAGUCUCAGGAGGGAAUAUUGAAGUCAUGGGCUUAAUGCAAGGUAAAGUUAUUGGCAGAGAAUUCAUUGUAUUAGACGCAUUUGGGCUACCAGUCGAAGGAACCGAAACCAGAGUAAAUGCAGGGGCAAGCGCUAAUGAAUAUAUGGUUAAUCAUGUUACUAUGGGAGAAAGUGUAGGCAAAACUGAAGGCACCUGUGGCUGGUAUCACAGCCACCCAGGCUACGGCUGCUGGCUAUCAGGAAUUGACGUAAAUACCCAAAAACUCCACCAGCAAGCUGAAGAUCCUUAUCUUGCUAUUGUAAUAGACCCAAUCAGAACAAUUUCUUCCGGAAAGGUCGAAAUUGGCUGCUUCAGGACUUUUACUGACAAUUAUCACCCCCCUGAAGCUGAAGAGUCAGAAUACCAGCAUAUUCCGCUAAAUAAAAUCGAAGAUUUUGGCGUUCAUUAUAAGCAUUAUUAUACCUUAGAACAUACGAUUUUUAAGUCAUCAAUGGAUACAAAUAUUUUGGAUCUUUUGUGGAAUAAAUACUGGACACAGACCUUAAGUUCGUCCACAUUGCUUAAAAAUAAAGAUUACGCGAAUUCAGCUAUUGCGGAUUUAUCAGAAAAAUUAGAAAGGUUUGAAAGACAAGGCAGAGGGGGAAGAGGACCAUGGGCAAUGCAUGGAGGAGAAAAAAACCAGCUUUCGAAGAUUGCGCAGGAUGCUGCUAAGAUAGGCUCACAACAGGGCCAAGGGUUGAUUAAUAUGCUGCUGAAAAAUCUGCUUUUUUAUCAACCUAGAGUAAAGGACUAA